Ilyonectria robusta is the source of this 915-nucleotide messenger RNA. RefSeq lists its product as uncharacterized. The transcript is spliced from 3 exons. Gene Ontology annotation, cellular component: cytosol. The record is from RefSeq and is a predicted model, not a curated record. Bases 1 to 915 code for a protein of 304 amino acids. Lineage: Eukaryota; Fungi; Ascomycota; Sordariomycetes; Hypocreales; Nectriaceae. Gene Ontology annotation, molecular function: oxidoreductase activity.
AUGGUCAAUCAAGAUUUAGAGCGGCUUAUUGCCAUUCCAAAGGUUGUUCCGAGAGUUUACAAGCGACCCUAUCCGGCUAUUUCACCCUUUCGGUCUGAACUGAACCAGGAUGGAAAGACCAUCCUAAUCGCAGGCGCAGCCGAAGGCGUCGGGUUUUUCAUCGCCAGAGCUUUCGCGCAAGCCUCAGCUUUGAGAGUCAUCAUUGUAGACAUUCGCCAAGGACCCCUCCUUGCCGCAGCUUCAAAAAUCAGGGAGGAAAUCAAAGAGAUCAGUCCGAAGACAGUCAUCGAUGCCCGUUUUUGCGAUGUCGCCAAUCUGGACGAGGCUGGCGCACUCUGGUCGAAUCUGCGCAAGGAGGGAAUCACUGUCGAUGUCCUUGUGCUCAGCGCUGCACGUUACGGACCUGGAGAACCAAUUUUGAGCAGUGGGCUUGACAUGAUCUGGUCGAGUUUUACCACAAACGUGAGGGCGGUGCUGGACCACACUGAGCGGUUCUACAAGCAAGAGAAGCACGAGAAGCAGAAGUUCCUAAUCAAUGUCUCUACCCAAGGCAUCUACGUGUGGGAUGCGGAAGGUGCCAGACCUUCGUAUGGUCUGACCAAGAACUCCGGGACGCUCCUAGUCCAGCAGAUCGCCAAGGACGUAAAGCCGGAGUCGAUGCAAAUCAUAUCGUUCCAUCCCGGUGAAGUUUUUACUGAAGCAGCGAGGAAGCAGGGGUUUAGCGAAGACAUCAUCGAGUGGUACGACGGGAAUUUGGGGGGACACUUUGCUGUAUGGGCUGCGACUCGUGAAGCGGAAUUUUUGCACGGUCGCUUUGUCUGGGCUGCUUGGGACGUCGAGGAUUUGCGCUCUGAGGAGUUUCAGAAUCGUCUGAAGGAUCCGAAUUACUUGAAGAUCGGCGUAAAGGGUCUAUGA